AGUCAGCUUUACUUUCCAAGUCAGCUUUACUUUCCCUUCCGCUCGCACUCGCUCGCUCGCCAUGUCGAUGGCAGCUCGCCGAGGCAAGCCAAAGAUUCGACCUCCUCGAAAGCUCGGCCCGGAUACCUCAAUCAAAGACACAUGGACCAAGCUCGCCAACGCGAUCAGGGAGAUUCAGAAUCACAACGCCUCGAAGCUGUCGUUCGAGGAGCACUAUCGCUAUGCCUACAAUAUGGUACUCCACAAACAUGGCGACCAACUCUAUAAUGGCGUCAAGGGGCUCAUAGCUGAACAUCUAGACCAACUCGCCCGAGAUACCAUCGUGCCAACCUUCCCACGUACCUCUGGAUCCUCUAGUCGCGGUGCAGAAGCCAUCGAGCGCGCCAUGGAGGGCGAUCGCUUUCUCAAAGCCGUCAAGGGGGUCUGGGACGACCACACGGGGAGUAUGCGAAAGCUCAAAGAUGUGCUCAAAUACAUGGACAGGUCAUAUACCACGUCGGCUGGAGUCCCCGACAUCUACGAGGUCGGGCUCACGCUCUUCCUCCAACACAUCGUUCGAGCCACGCCGAUCCACACCCACCUCAUCGCCACCCUGCUCUCCCAAGUGCAACUCGAACGAGAUGGGGAGACAAUUACCCGUUCCACUGUUCGCGAAUGCGUCGAUAUAUUGCUGCGUCUGAGCAUCAACGAUUCCAAUGUCUAUCUCGCAGACUUUGAACCGGAAUUCCUCCGUCGCAGUGCAGACUUUUAUAAGCUCGAAGCGGUGACGAUGUUGGAGAAAGGCGAUUCGGCAUUGUAUCUCAGAAAUGUCGAGCGCCGUCUCAUCGAAGAAGCCGACCGCACAGCCCACUAUCUCUCCUCCAUGACCACAAAUCCCCUACAAGAUCUCCUCGUCGAGCAGCUCCUCAGUCCCCAUCUCUCUGCCAUCCUUGACGCCAGCACCGGCCUCACAUCCAUGGUGGACACCGAGAAGGUGGGCGAUCUCCGGCGACUGUACACUCUGCUCCUCCGUGUCCCCGAAAAUAUUGGUCGCGAUGCCCUCCGUCUCGCUCUCCGCAUCGACAUCGAAGAACGCGGCAAGGCGGUCAACCAAAGCGCGACCGAGACACCAGACAACGACGAAGACCCCAAAGGCAAGGGCAAGGCUAAAGAGUCCAACGCGUUGAGCUCUGCUCUGCGCUGGGUGCAAGACACUCUGGAUCUCAAAGACAAGUUUGACCAGCUGCUCGCUCAAGCGUUUGGCAACGACCUGUCCGUCCAGACAUCCAUCAACGAGGCAUUUCAAUCAUUCAUCAACGCCACACCUCGUGCCCCCGAGUUCCUCUCCUUGUUCAUCGACGAGCAUCUCAAAAAGGGGACGAAAGCGAAAACCGAGGACGAGAUCGACCAAGCGCUGGAGAAAACCAUCAUCCUGUUCCGCUUCCUCCACGACAAGGACAAAUUCGAGCGCUACUACAAGAACCACCUAGCUCGGCGGAUGCUGUAUGGACGAAGUGCCAGUGACGAUGCAGAGAAGGGCAUGGUAGCCAAGCUCAAGGUCGAGAUGGGCUUUCAAUUCACCCAGAAACUCGAAGGCAUGUUCACGGACAUGCGUAUAUCGAGCGAAGGUGCGACAACGUUCCGCAAUUACCUCAAUCGCCACGGCGCCCUUCCAUUCGAUCUCUCCGUCAAUGUCCUCACCGCUUCCUACUGGCCCCAGGCCAUCGCCGCCGCUUCCACUUGCACGUUCAAUUCCACCCUGGCCGUGGCCACGUCCACAUUUCAGAGGUACUACGACUCGCGUCACAGCGGUCGUCGCCUGACAUGGCAGGGCAACCUCGGUCACGCCGAUGUUCGCGUGCGAUUCAAAGCUCGGACGCACGAUCUCAACGUGUCAACUCAAGCCCUCGUCGUGCUCCUCCUGUUUGAAGAUGUCGACGAACUAUCCUAUGAGGACAUACAAGCCGGGUCAGGCCUCGCCGACGCCGAACUCGGUCGUACCCUGCAGUCCCUCGCCUGCGGCAAGUUCCGUAUCCUGCUCAAGACGCCCAAAGGUCGCGAAGUCAACCCCGGGGACAUUUUCGCCUUCAACGACGGCUUCACCUGUCCCCUCGCCAAGAUCAAGAUCAUGCAAGUCGCCAGCAAAGUCGAAUCCCCAAGAGAGCGCGAAGAAACCCAAGUCCAGGUCGACGAGGAGCGCAAACAUGUGGUCGAGGUGAGCAGGCUGCGCCGGACUCGCUGAUGCCAGGCGUGUAUUGUCCGUGUCAUGAAAAAUCGCAAAACCAUGACUCACAACGAUCUCAUCACCGAGGUCGCCCAUCAACUCUCCACCCGCUUCAAUCCAUCCCUUGGAAUGAUCAAGAAACGCAUAGAGGGGCUCCGACAUUGGUACGUAUCAUUA
Kockovaella imperatae is the source of this 2380-nucleotide messenger RNA. Its product is annotated as Cullin. The transcript is spliced from 11 exons. The record is from RefSeq and is a predicted model, not a curated record. Gene Ontology annotation, molecular function: ubiquitin protein ligase binding. Gene Ontology annotation, biological process: protein ubiquitination; ubiquitin-dependent protein catabolic process. Bases 62 to 2221 code for a protein of 719 amino acids. Gene Ontology annotation, cellular component: Cul3-RING ubiquitin ligase complex. Lineage: Eukaryota; Fungi; Basidiomycota; Tremellomycetes; Tremellales; Cuniculitremaceae.